Molecule: messenger RNA, 2467 nt
Organism: Topomyia yanbarensis
Lineage: Eukaryota; Metazoa; Arthropoda; Insecta; Diptera; Culicidae
Exons: 2
Coding region: 30-1982 (650 amino acids)
Biological process (GO): DNA integration
Molecular function (GO): nucleic acid binding
Source: RefSeq, a predicted model, not a curated record
UUCAAGCAGCGGUAUUGGGCAGCCGCUUGAUGUCGUUCGUGCAGGAGAACCACAGUGUUGAAGUCAAACAGCGGUUUCUGUGGAGUGAUUCCGCAACAGUGCUGGCCUGGUUACGAGCCGAUCAUCGUCGGUACAAGCAGUACGUUGCCUGCCGAGUAGGAGAGCUUCUUUCUACAACGGAUGUAGCUGAAUGGCGGUGGGUUCCCAGCAAAUCGAAUCCAGCGGACGCUGCCACGAAGUGGGGAAAGAACUCAUGCCCGAAAGAAUGCGACGAAUGGUUUAAGGGACCUGAGUUUUUGCGGCUGUCCGAAGACAAUUGGCCGGAGCAAGUGAAAACAUCAACGGCUCCUGAAGAAGAACUACGGCCCUGCUUGGUGAUCCAAGGAGCGACUAUUCCGGAGUGUGUGGUGGAUUUCGCCCGGUUCUCAAGGUGGAGACGACUUCUUGGAGCAAUAGCAUAUGUACACCGUUUCAUAGACAACUGUCAGCGGAGGCGAAGAAAUGAGAAGCCGGAACUACUGCAUCUGAGUCAGGACGAGCUGAGAAAAGCGAAGAGCACGAUAAUACGGAUGGUACAGUGGCAGGAGUUUCCCGCAGAAAUGGCCUCGCUUACGAGAGGACAAACGGAGUUGCCUAAGACAAGCCGUUUGUAUCAAACAACGCCGACAAUGGAUGAACACGGAGUGCUGCGCGUUGAUGGACGAAUUGGAGCCGCACCACAUGCCGCAUUCGAUGCCAGGUUCCCGGCGAUUCUCCCAAGAAAACACCAUGUAACGAAGCUUGUGGUCCACGACUUUCAUCGAGCCUGCCGGCAUGGGAACUCGGAGACGGUAGUGAAUGAAGUUCGGCAGUACUACAACAUUUCACGGUUAAGGACGGUGGUGAAGCAAGUUGCGGCUGCAUGCCAGUGGUGUAAAGUCGCGAAAGCGAACCCGAAGGUUCCUCGAAUGGCACCGCUGCCUGUGGCUCGAUUGUCAUCGUUCUGUCGGCCGUUUACCUACACCGGCAUAGACUUCUUUGGGCCGUUCUUGGUGAAAGUGGGAAGGAGCGCUGCCAAACGUUGGAUCUGCCUAUCCACGUGUCUCACCACACGUGCCGUCCAUGUUGAGGUUGCCCAUAGCCUGUCUACACCGUCGUGCGUCAAGUGUAUUCGCCGUUUCGUUUGUCGGCGAGGAGCGCCAGCGGAAAUCUAUACCGACAAUGGUACCAACUUCCAAGGUGCCAAACGUUUGCUGCAGGAAGAAAUCGAAAACGAAUUGGCAGCGACGUUCACAAAUGAAGAUACAAAGUGGAAUUUCAUCCCGCCAGGAGCACCUCACAUGGGUGGCGCGUGGGAAAGGAUGGUGCGGUCAGUUAAGUCGGCAAUGGAAGCUGCUUACAAGAACGAUCGAAAGCUGGACGAUGAAGGACUGGAAACGUUAGUCGUCGAAGCCGAGGGUAUCGUCAACAGUCGACCACUUACCUACUUACCUUUAGACGCUGCCGAAGGUGAGGCUCUAACACCAAACCACUUCCUAUUAGGAAGCUCUAAGGGAGUGCGUCAGCCGGCUGUUAACAUUAGUGACCCUGCCUAUGCGGUGAAGAGUUCCUGGAACCUUAUACAGCAUCAACUGGACAUAUUUUGGAAGCGUUGGCUUCAGGAAUACCUCCCGAUGCUCACUAAGCGGAUGAAGUGGUUCGGAGAAGUGACUCCCGUAGCUGUUGGAGAUCUGGUCCUCGUAGUUGAUGACACUCGCCGAAAUGGCUGGCUACGUGGAAGAGUGAAGGAAGUUGUGACUGCCGAAGACGGACGCGUUCGGCAAGCUGUGGUUCAGACUGCGAGGGGGUUACUGCGUAGACCGGUGUCAAAAUUGGCCGUGUUGGAGGUUGAGCCAGAUGGUAAAACUGGGACCGGUGACCAGUGUUACGGGGGAGAGGAUGUUACCGCCAGCACUGCUUCGCAGUGUGGACACGGCCUUACUAUGCGAACGCAACCACUGUGAACGCGGCCUAAUGCAAGCGGCGCGUCAACCGGUAUGAACUGUCAAUUGACGCGGGAAGAUGACAUGGCUUGUCAUCAGCAGUUAUUUCCGUUUGCACAAUCUUUUUUUCUUUGCAACAUCGAACGCGAUCAGACGUAAGUUAGGAGGCAGGAGUUCAUUUUGCUUUAAUCUAAAGUUUGUAAAAUUUAAUAGUAAAGUUGUUUGCUCUUUUCAGUGUUAAAUUGACUUAAACUAACUUACAGCUAGGACUUAAAACUAAAAUCACAGAUCAUUAUCACAAUAACGAGAUAUAUUUAGCGAGACUGUCAACAAUUAGUAAAGCCCUCGUAGGCAUUCUCGAUGCGCAACAGACGAACGUCGACGAAUUAUUCGCUCAUUCUGCACAAGGUAAGGUUUUAAAAUGUAAUGAAACAAUUGGUAUUGAUAACGACCUGAGAGGGAGAAACAAUCUCAAUAAUUGUGAACGUCAUAGCCAGCCAGAACGA